UUCAUAAUUAAAUUAAUUGGUAUGAAAACAUAGAAUGGUAUUAAACAUCCCACUUAUAAUUUUAUCUCACAAUUAUUAACAGUCUAUCUUGCAAAUUCAAAUAAAUUACCCAAACUUCAAAGUAAAAAAAUACUUACUCAGAUGUUCUCAUGAAGUCGCCCAUAAGUUUCUACAAAUUUCAAUUUAGUCCCAAUACAACACAGCUUUUCGACUUUUGACCUUUCCAGUUUCCGUGCCGCCGUUACCUUUGGUUGGUCCGCCACUCCAAAAUAGCAGCAACGUCGACAUGGAAGCUGUUGGUCACCAUCCCAAAUCUCCCUCCUCCCUUUUCUCUGAUUGUCUUUCUUUGUCCUUGUGAUUUCUGUGUGUCUGAGUAACAACUACAGUUACAACCCUGAUAAUGGCCUGCCCACCUCCCAAUUUCCUCCCAUUAUCACACAGAUAAAAGCACGUUCUUGAAAUAUGAUUUUCUUGGCCAACCUUACUUUGAGCUCCGCCCCGCCGCUCUUGUUUCAUAAGCCGUCGAGAACAACCCGCAAGAUUCAUUCUUGGCAUGUUAAUUCAGCCAUUUCAACUGCCCCUGUAUCCAAAAGGAGGUGUGAUUUGUAUGACUUGCACAAGGAGCUGGUUCCAUAUGCUGAGGCAUGGUCUUGGCAGAAGGCCAUUGUGAAGGAGAGAAGAGUAUUGAGUGAAAUUAACGAAGAUUUUGCUGACACUUUGAUUGUUUUACAACACCACCCUGUUUACACACUGGGCACUGGGAGUUCAGAAGAGUUCUUGAAUUUUGAUGUGAAUAGUGCUCCCUUUGAUUUGUAUCGAACUGAACGAGGUGGUGAAGUUACAUAUCAUGGCCCUGGUCAGCUAGUCAUGUACCCUAUUAUCAAUCUUCGGCAUCACAAGAUGGAUCUGCAUUGGUAUCUUAGAGCACUUGAAGAGGUAGUUAUUCGUGCUCUUGAAUCAACAUUUUCUAUUGAAGCUUCACGAGUUGAGGGCUUGACCGGUGUUUGGGUUGGUAACCAGAAAUUAGCAGCUAUUGGUGUAAAAGUAUCACAAUGGAUAACAUAUCAUGGCCUGGCAUUGAACGUGACCACAGACUUAACACCCUUUCAGCAGAUAGUACCCUGUGGGAUUAAGGAUCGUCAAGUUGGAAGCCUUAACGGGAUCAUAAAAGGAAGUUUUCCAUCUAAAGGUUGCAGAGAAGAAGAUAAUCAUCACGCUGAUAAUCACGAUUUGGUGGAUACUACUCAUAUAUCACUGCUCAGGGAGUUCUGUGAAGUUUUCCAAGUUGACCUUCAUCAUAAAUCUAUACAAAUAGGAGUUCCUUAUGAAAAAACCCCUUCACCUACCAUCCUGAAGAGCUAAUUAACACAAAUGACCCAAACAGAAUCAAGAGCUCGACGUGCAGAAAUACCUUUCACUUGCAACUUUGUUCUUCAUUUCACUGUUCACAGUGGUAAACACUAUUGAUUAACAUAUUCUUUGAAUUGUUAUCUGAACAUAUGUCCUUUUUGCAGUGGUAGGUCACUUGUAAGCUGAACCUUCUUGCACCGCAAGAUUUGACUAAGAUUUAUAUUUAUGGAAAAUGGUACUCAAAAUUCCUCAAUA
Molecule: messenger RNA, 1605 nt
Organism: Sesamum indicum (sesame)
Lineage: Eukaryota; Viridiplantae; Streptophyta; Magnoliopsida; Lamiales; Pedaliaceae
Product: Biotin/lipoate A/B protein ligase family
Biological process (GO): protein lipoylation
Molecular function (GO): lipoyl(octanoyl) transferase activity
Source: RefSeq, a predicted model, not a curated record